This is a messenger RNA of Thunnus maccoyii (southern bluefin tuna), 7309 nucleotides long. RefSeq names its product inactive phospholipase C-like protein 2. Gene Ontology annotation, molecular function: phosphatidylinositol-4,5-bisphosphate phospholipase C activity. Lineage: Eukaryota; Metazoa; Chordata; Actinopteri; Scombriformes; Scombridae. Gene Ontology annotation, biological process: lipid metabolic process; intracellular signal transduction. The transcript has 6 exons. The coding region runs from base 213 to 3545 and encodes 1110 amino acids. The record is from RefSeq and is a predicted model, not a curated record.
AGCACAAUGCAAGGAGCAAGCCCCUCUGUCUGUAGGAACCUGACAGAUAUGUGCAACGGGAGAUGAUAUGGCAGGAUUUCGUUCAAAUGUUACGAGGCAAUAGGCCAGGCAGGAAAUUGGAGUAAAGCUGAAACAUACGGCUUUGCUACCCAGAAGCUUGCCAGCGUGUGUGUGUGUGUGAGAGAGAGAGAGUGUGUGUGCUCGAAGUGCCUAUGGCGGAGUUUGGGGACGACGGCAGCCUGCCUCCAUUGAAUCUUGGGGAUACGGCCGUGCCCAGCGACGAGGCAGCUGGCAAGACGCAUUGCGAAGUGUCGGUCUUGAAUGGAGACUGUGGGAUAUCACAAAAUAUGGUCGGUUCAGGCUCCUUCGUCGCACCUUGUAGCCAAGCCGGGGUGGAAACCGCCAACACCUCUGCCGGAUUGGAUGCCAAAUCAGAAAUACCACGCAGGAGCAGCAUUAUCAAGGAUGGCUCCAGACAACGUAAAGAACGAAAGAAGACUGUUUCAUUCAGCAGCAUGCCCACUGAGAAGAAAAUCAGCAGUGCAAGCGACUGCAUCAGUGCAAUGGUGGAUGGCUCUGAGUUGAAGAAAGUGCGAUCCAACUCGCGCAUUUACCACCGCUACUUUCUGCUUGAUGCUGACAUGCAGUCUUUGAGAUGGGAGCCCUCAAAGAAGGAAUCAGAGAAGGCCAAAAUUGAUGUAAAAUCCAUCAAGGAGGUUCGGACAGGGAAAAAUACAGACACUUUUAGAACUAAUGGCACCUAUGAUCAGAUAUCAGAAGACUGUGCAUUCUCAAUCAUUUUUGGGGAGAACUAUGAGUCCCUGGACUUGGUGGCAAACACUGCAGAUGUAGCCAACAUAUGGAUCACAGGACUGAGGUACCUGAUCUCCUAUGGGAAACAUACCUUAAAUAUGAUAGAGAGCAGUCAGAACAACAUGCGCUCAUCUUGGCUGGGGGAACUUUUUGAUGAAGCAGACAGUAGCAACAGCAAACAAAUAACAAUAUGUGCUGCUGUGCAGCUAAUCAAAAACUUGAACCCAGGACUUAAAAAUGUGAAAAUAGAACUGAAGUUCAAGGAGAUUCACAAAGCUAAAGACAAAGUAGGUUCUGAUGUGACAAAAGAGGAGUUCAUUGAGGUCUUUCAUGAUCUUUGCACCAGACCAGAAAUAUAUUUUCUUUUUGUUCAGUUCUCUAGCAACAAAGAAUUUCUGGAUACCAAGGACUUAAUGAUAUUUCUGGAGGCAGAGCAGGGUAUGGCACAAGUCAGUGAAGACACCAGCUUAGAGGUCAUUCAGAAGUAUGAACCAUCUAAAGAGGGCCGGCUCAAAGGUUGGCUCUCUCUUGAUGGGUUUACCAACUAUCUUAUGUCUCCAGAGUGCCAUAUAUUUGACCCUGAACACAAAACAAUAUGUCAAGACAUGAACCAGCCCUUGUCCCACUAUUACAUCAAUGCAUCCCACAACACAUACCUGAUAGAAGAUCAGUUCAGAGGUCCCUCUGAUGUGACAGGGUAUAUCCGUGCCCUCAAGAUGGGCUGUCGCAGUGUAGAGCUUGAUGUGUGGGAUGGGCCUGAUAACGAACCUGUUAUUUACACCGGUCACACAAUGACCUCACAGAUUGUUUUUCGCAGCGUCAUUGACGUCAUCAACAAAUACGCUUUUGUUGCAUCUGAGUUUCCACUGAUAUUGUGUUUAGAAAACCAUUGCUCUUUAAAGCAGCAGAGAGUCAUGUUUCAACACCUAAAGAAGAUCCUUGGUGAUAAGAUCAACCUAGAUGCUCCUAAACCUGAAGACUGUUACCUCCCAUCUCCCUCCGAACUGAAGGGAAAGAUCCUGCUGAAGGGUAAGAAACUGAGCACAAACUGCACUGCUUCAGAAGGUGAAGUGACAGAUGAGGAUGAAGGAGCAGAGAUGUCUCAAAGGAUGAGCAUUGAGUCUGCUGAACAACAGACUAUCGCACCUAAGAAAUUCCAGCUGUCAAAGGACCUCUCUGAUCUGGUGACCUUGUGUAAGUCUGUGGAGUUCAAAGACUUCCCAACAUCUUUCCAGAGCCAGAAGCACUGGGAGCUCUGCUCUUUCAAUGAGGUCUUUGCCAGUCGCUGUGCCAGUGACUUCCCAGGGGACUUUGUUAACUAUAACAAGAAGUUCCUAGCACGAGUUUACCCUAGCCCCAUGCGCAUUGACUCCAGCAACAUGAAUCCACAAGAUUUCUGGAAGUGCGGUUGCCAGAUUGUGGCAAUGAACUACCAGACCCCUGGCCUGAUGAUGGAUUUAAACAUUGGCUGGUUCCGUCAGAAUGGGAACUGUGGUUAUGUGCUACGUCCAGCAAUCAUGAGGGAGCACGUUUCAUAUUUUAGUGCCAACACUAAAGAUUCAGUGCCUGGUGUUUCUCCACAGCUCUUACACAUCAAGAUCAUCAGUGGACAAAACUUCCCAAAACCCAAAGGCUCAGGUGCCAAAGGAGACGUAGUGGACCCCUACGUAUAUGUGGAAAUACAUGGCAUUCCUGCUGACUGUGCCGAACAAAGGACUAAAACGGUCAACCAGAAUGGGGACAACCCUCUGUUUGAUGAGAGCUUUGAGUUUCAGAUAAAUCUCCCAGAGCUUGCAAUGGUACGCUUUGUGGUUCUGGAUGAUGACUACAUUGGUGACGAAUUUAUCGGCCAAUACACAAUCCCCUUCGAGUGUCUCCAGCCAGGUUUCCGCCACAUACCACUACAAUCUCUGACAGGAGAGGUUCUGCCACAUACCUUGCUGUUUGUUCAUGUGGCCAUAACCAAUCGGAGAGGAGGUGGCAAACCACACAAAAGGGGACUGUCUGUACGAAAGGGAAAGAGGAGUCGAGAGUAUGCCAGCAUGAGAGUGCUAUUGAUCAAGGCUGUGGAUGAUGUCUUCAAAACAGCCUUGCUGCCACUGAGGGAGGCAACAGACUUCAGAGAAAACAUGCAGAAUGCCAUAGUGUCCUUUAAAGAGCUGUGCGGCCUCUCAGCGGUGGCUAACCUUAAGCAGUGCAUCUUGGCCCUUUCUCCUCGCCUGACUGGAUCCGACAACAGCCCCCUUCUGGUGUUCAACCUCAUUGACCAGUACCCUACCUUGGAGCCCCAAGGCCUGCUACCAGAGGUCCUCAAGAAAGUUGUCACCACUUAUGACAUGGUGAUCCAGACCAGCAAGGCUCUGCUAGAGAACUACAAAGGGGUGUACGAGAGGAUUCUACAAGUCCAAAAAGCAGCGAUGGAAUUUCACGAGAACCUCUACGACUUGGCCGUGAAGGAAGGGUUGAAGGGCAGGAAGCUGCACAAGGCGGUGGAGAGCUUCACGUGGAACAUCACUAUACUGAAGGGCCAGGCAGACCUACUGAAGCACGCCAGGAGUGAAGUCCAGGAGAACCUCAAGCAGAUCCACUACGCCGCGCUCACCUGUAACCUGAGUAAAGGAGGCGCGGCGGGCAGCUCCUCCGGGUCCUCCGAGUCCAAGAGCAGACGUAGCCUGGAGGCCAUUCCUGAGAAGGCCACUGCGGAGGAGGAGCUCACUGACGAGGACAACUAAAAGACCUACAAAAACCCGGUGCUCUUCUAGCACCCACGUUCAGACCUCUUCUCUGUUCCUGCCUCCUGAGUUCAAAAAAACCCAAAGCUCUCUCUUCUUCUUCCAUCCUUAACCACUGCGUGUCUUUACCCUGGCAUCAUUGCUCCACACACACACACUUACCUGUGAUUCCCACAUUCCAUCGAGAACAUUUCUACAUCCCAAGCACAGCUGUAACUUCUCACAGACUUCAAUAAAACGCCACCACUAUCCCAGGGACACAUCCUAACCCAGUUCAGAUCACAGAACACUCUCGAUGUAGGUUUUUUCAAGUCUUAACAUGUUCAGGUGUCGUACUGAAAGCUGGAAACAUUAGCUUCACAUCAGAUGCUGACUUGCCAUUUAUAGGCAUACGUAAUAUUUACUAAAAAUCUUAACAUCCUGCAAAAAAAUUGAAAGAGCGAAUAUGUAGAAAUGCUGGUAGUAUAAUGCCUUUAAUAGUUAUUGGCCCCACACUUAAAUCAGUCACUUUCCCGAUCGUGAAACUCUUUAUCUACAGUUUAGAUUACAGCAGUUUGUUGCUCUUCAUUCCUCUGACAGUGUUUCUCAUUUCCUGGGUGAGCUGGGAGAGCCGAGUGAACGACCAGCCACGUUUAAGACACUGACUUACUGCUCAGAGACGGUGCACUUCUACUCAGCAGACCCGAGGAGACAAAAAAAAAAAAAAGCCCUUGGAUUGUUGUAAGAGAUUUCUUAAAGCACAAUUUUUGGAGCUAUGAAUGUAAAAGGACCGAAGGAGCGAUUGAAGGAAACGCAAAGUAAGAAAAAGGGGAGAAAAGGUGAUCAUUGAGAGUAGAGUUGUUUACAAUACUGAACUUGUCCAUGUUCUUGUCUGCCAAAAUAGUAUAAUAUACUAUGUGUAUAUAUGGAGUUUCCUGUUACCUUUUUUCUGCAGAGUGCAUCAUUUUAUUAUUGUAUACUUGGAAAUAAGAUUUAUUUUAUAAAAGAUAUAUGAACAUGUCUGUGGAAAAAACAACAAAGUUUUAUUUGCCUGUAGAUAUCUGAUAACGAGGGGUCAUCACUAGGAAAGUGGCCUCCGAGUUUCCCCCACCACCCACCCCCCUCCCCCAGCGGAGAGGCUCAUACAUGUGGAGACAGAAGGACAAAUAAGAGAAUGUAUUCAUACCGUUUGUUGUGUGCAAACAAACAGCAAAGUCUCAAAUAUCACAACCAGCAUUUGCAUGAGAAGGAGCCACAACUGGAUGCUGAUAACAACAACAAAAAAAACAAAACAGUUUGGACGUUGACACAUUUUCGUAUCUUAACAUUUCAUUCGGGGGAUAUUUAAGGCCUUUAUUUUUGUGGCAUGGUCCUCCAAUUUCAAGAGUUUACUCACAUUAUGCUCUGAGUACCAUGUAUUUCACCAAAAAAAUUUCACAGGUUACAUUUUCUUCUAAAAGUCUGCAACCCAUAAAAAGUGACUGUUUUGAUAAAAAAGAAAAAAUUUCCAGGUGUGCUCCCAACCACUUCCCAGCUCCGUCUGGUUUGAGAACUCAUUCCUUUGUUUAUUCGUAAUCAUUCGGUUGAGUUAUUUCACCGACUCCAUUGGACGCAUCUCACAGGAAAGCGACGUGAUACGACUGGAUUGCAGACUUUGAACGGGAGGUCAUGUAUAAAAAUAAAGACUAUGAUUCAAUUUUAAUUGUGCAGUCAAAGCUGUUAACUCGUAUAAAGAUGUGUUUCCUUGUCCAGUAUUUACGGGCUUUGCUGUGUUUUCAUCUCGCAGUCAGUCACUGUUCAAUGCCAAGCGCAGAUCGUCUGUUUAAAGUAUUUCUCACUUCCAGUACUUCGGGAUCCUGUUUGAGUCCAGCUGUGUGGGAUUAACACGUUUUGGACAACUUGAGUGGUUCCUGUCCUGCCCUACAAAUCAAAUGACUCAUGACAUCCCUUCGUUAGAAUUCAAACUCAGGUCUGGUGAGAUAGUUGAAAAGGAUGUUAACUUCAGAGUAAUAAUAGCUUCAUAACCAUCUCUGUUGAUAAAGUAGUGUUUAAUCCACAUUUCCCCUGUGAUUUAAUUGUGCCUCAUUACUGCUAACUAAAAACCUACUCCGUCAGCUGACGAGUAGGAAGUGAGAAGCCUUCACCACAUGCUGCUUCAAUAGUUUCCUUGCUUGCAAUUCAUUUAACAGUCCAUAAUUGUGUCUUUUAACCCAAAUCUUAGAUUUAAUCUUAGAUUAGAAAACGAGUUAUAUUAAUUUACUUCUCUACUGAUUGGACAAAGAAUACCUGAAAAUUAAUAGUACAUUAUAAUCUUAUAAUAUAAUCUUAACAUGAUCUGUGAGGUCCUGUAAAAGCUGAAUGAUUGGAGGAAAAUUGCAGCUUUUCUGACAUUAUUUUCUGUACUUUUGUUCUACAUAGUUGUAAAAAAGAAUAUGACUGCACUCAGCACAAUUACAAUCUCUCUAUAUGGGUAGAAUCACACUGAAUGAUGCAAUUGCUUGUUGCUGAGGAGCUGAGAAAAGUCAACUUCUAAGUAAACUCAUCCAGUUCUCAAUGGAAAAACUAUAUUGGCAUCAUUUAUUUCCUGAUAACAGCUACAUACUGCAGUUUUGGUAAUAUUGACAAACUGCUGGUAAGCGACACCUGACAAUUAGAGCUGCAACAACAAGUCUAGACGGAAAAUUAACCAACUGCAAUUAUUCUGAUUCAGUACAGUAUUGUUUCAGUACCAACAAGUGUCUGGUUCCAGCCUGUUAAUUGUGAGAAAUUAGCUGUUUUUCUUUGACAUAUGUAGCAGUCAACUGAAUAUCUUAAGAUUCUGGGAUGUUGUUGGGACGAAACAAGCAAAUCAAAGGUCACUGCAGGGUCUAAGUAAUUACUUUUCAGACCAAACGAUUAAUCGAGAAAAUCAUUGGUAGAAUGAUCAACAAUAAAAUAAUCUUUAGUUGCAGCCUUACUGACAGCUGUGCACUGUUUGAGGUAACGUUAAGCCUCACAGCUCAAAAUGCAGGUCUAGAUUCAGAGUUUCAAGUUUAAAACGAUGAUAUGAUGUGAAGUUGCACAGAGCGGUAUGUCCUCUUCAAACAAAACCUCUUCAGCUGAGUAAAUAAUAAAGACUCUGCACGCAGGGAGCAACAGCAAGAGUUCCUUUUCUGUUGUUUGCCAACUCACUAAAUGAACAUAAAUUACAGCAACAGUCACAGUUACAGCCGGUGAAAUCAACAGUCGCCAACCUCAACUUUCACCUGUUUCAGCUUGUUAAGACACGUUAUGUAAGUUAUAAUUAAAAUCGCAGCUCUUCCCCUCUUUAACACUGUGAUUUCAAUUACGAAACAGUACAUUGUUCAGCCAUAUGUAGAAACUAUAACCAAAAAGAAGAAAAAAGCACAGAAGAAAAAACUUAAUCAUUAGCCUUAAAAAAAAACAUGAACAUAUUUCUUAUUCUCAUGACACCAGGCAGUUGGACUGUGACAUGAAGCUCAAGUGUUUUUUUUGUUUUUUUGUUUGUUUGUUUUAAAUGUCCGUCUGCAGCUUUUUAUUUUUCCCCUCAGUGCUCAAAAUGUGCUCUUUGGUUUUGUCCACUCCUCCUCCGGAUCGCACGACAAGACAAAAAAAAACAAAAAACAUCUCUGAAUUUCAGUGCUGUGACAGUCGACGUAUUUAUAAUUGUUGAGAGGAUGAAAAAAAAAAGAAACAUUUCAACUGUAUUCCAGUCUCAUCUCUUUAUCUGUCAAAUCCAAAAGAAUAAAAAAAAAAAACCCUCUGAAUAAACAAUGUUGGAUAGA